AUGACGCUUCUGUCGGUAUCUUUUAGGAACCAGCCAGUGGCCGACAGUCCGCAUGGCCGAAUUGGGAUUUUAUCUUGGAAAAAAGCAUUCGACCUAGACCUUCGGACCGGGGGUCGGGCGGCCAAACGUCUUGGUCCCGGUAUCGACACUCGGAGAUGGCCGACAAUACGGUUACGAGAAGGUAGCCAACGGUCGGCCGGAUUCCAGACAGCAUAUAAGAGCAUAUAUUCAAUUUAUCGAUAA
Cinara cedri is the source of this 243-nucleotide messenger RNA. Lineage: Eukaryota; Metazoa; Arthropoda; Insecta; Hemiptera; Aphididae. The record is from the annotation of a GenBank genome assembly.